UCAGCUUGAUUAGUGACUAGGAAUUCGCCUCAACCUGGAAUUACGCUUUUUUUAAGUCACAUUUCGGCGACAUUUUUAUGUAAAUAAGCAUUAUUGUUCAUAUUAUGACAUUCAACUGACUCCCUGACUGAAAAAAUCCAUGAUUAAAAUUAUAAAUAGGUUUUAAAAAUUGGUCAUUAAUUUAUUGUUUUAUUAAAUUAUUACUUGCAAUAUUUAACAUGACGAUUGGGCAAAAAUGUUGUAGGUCUAGGUUUGUGUGCAUCGUUUUUUUUAAGUCGUUAUUUGGACUUUAAUUAGCAGAUUUAGUUUUUUAAUAAAAUUUCAUAACAAGGUGUUUAUGCAACCAACAAAACAGCCGCAUUGCAAAAAUGCCUAUAGAAAAGCGUAAAAUCGCACCCGCUCAUUAUUUUGCAUUUUUCUUGAAUUCGUCCAAUUUUCCGCCAAUGUCAACUUCCUCACUUAAGUAGAUUAGGGCCUAAUUUUCGCUUCCUCUUCUUGUUUACCUAACACAAUUCCCGUCUUCACCGAAACCGAAGAAUGUUUUAAGCACACACCACUUCCGACUUCGGAACAAUACAGAAACAAUAGCCUUUCUGUGGGUCAAACAAGGCAGGGCCAGUGUUAAUACUUGCUUAAAAUAAAAACCUAGUUUCGCAUAUUGUCGCAUUAUCUAAAACCAACAAAGCCAUCCGUAUAAAAUGGUCCCAGUUUUCCACGUUUGGUAUUCAUUUUCACGCCUCCACCGAAAAUGUUGCACUCUCGAGUCUUCCUUUUCAUUUUACUUUCAGUGAGUGUGAAGUGCGAGUUAUGUUCGUGGAAGGAGAAUUUCGAGCAAGUGGCGAAAUGUGCAGCUGUGCGCGCUUUGAAGUCGUUUGAAAUUGCCGAAAGACAGGACGGGUUGGAAAUAAUGCCAGGGGUUGCGCUCCAAAGAAAUGGGUCCUAUUCUGGGAGAAGUGCAAAGAAGCUGGAGUUUUCGGUCCGGACGGCUAACACGAGCGAACUCCUGGACUUGCUUUUAAGCCAAGCGUCGCGUUUCCUCAAUUCUAGGGUUUUGCAAAUUAAGUUGCCACUGCAAGUGCCGCAAAACCUAGCCAGGUCUUUCGAGGAAGCCCGUGGCAAGGUGAAGAAGACAAUGGGUGGCCUAAUUCUGGGGCUUGGGACCAGGAUGAUGUCCAUGAUUCCGGUCAUGUUCGGGGGCCUCGUGCUUUUGACGACGAAGGCCCUCAUUGUGGGGAAAUUAGCCUUCGUUAUCUCUAUUAUCCUAUUCAUUCAGGUGUUCUUCAGCGGACGGCCUUUUCCGUUCUUUAAUUAUGGAGGAGGUACUUUUAACAUUCCGCCGACUUAUGGGGUACCUACCACUUAUGGUACCAAUUUUGGGACCAACUUUGGUACCAACAGCCUGGGCGGAUGGAGUUCCGCGCAAAAUCCAUACGCUAGGUCGUUCAAUGUUUCGCAAAAUGAGAGCAACAGUGAGGACUAUUCGUAACAAUUGGAAUAAAAAAAUAUUAUAAGCAUUAUUUAUUGUUCUAUUUAUUUUUUCGUAAUAAAAAUCACGAAUUUUAA
This is a messenger RNA of Tribolium castaneum (red flour beetle), 1563 nucleotides long. It is a transcript of the gene Osi14, whose product is annotated as Osiris 14. The coding region runs from base 749 to 1486 and encodes 245 amino acids. Gene Ontology annotation, cellular component: membrane. NCBI's taxonomy places the organism in Eukaryota, Metazoa, Arthropoda, Insecta, Coleoptera, Tenebrionidae. The transcript has 3 exons. The record is from RefSeq and is a predicted model, not a curated record.